AUGCCACUUGUAAGCAGAUAUCCAGAAAUUGUGAUUCCUGAAGUUUCUUUGACGGAUUAUAUUUUAAAAUCGUUGUAUCGUCGUCGCUGCGACAGAACAGCCAUUAUACAUGCUCCAACGGGGCGGGAAAUAACAUUUGGCGACGUUGCAAAUAUCACCAUAAAAUGUGCAAGUGCAUUAUCAAGGCGAGGAUUGAAGAAGGGUGAUAUUGUAGCGACUUGUGCUUCAAACAGUCCAGAAUACAUCAUUGUUAUGUUAGCUGUUGCCGCUUGUGGAGCUACAAUCACUACGUCUAACCCAUUGUAUACACAAAAUGAAAUGAAAAGGCAAUUUCAACAUUCUGAGCCAACGAUGGCAUUCGCUGUUUCUGCAUCUUAUGAAAAGGUGAAAAAUGUGGCGGAGAUUGCUUCUUCUUUGCAGAAAAUAUACACUAUUGGAAAGAUAGCAGGAGUUGAGAGUUUUGAUGAUCUUAUAAGAGAUGAAGAUGGAAGCGCCUUUCCAAGGAAUGUUCAAAUCGAUCCACGUGAAGAUGUCUUGUUUCUUCCAUACUCGAGUGGAACAACCGGAAUGCCAAAGGGUGUAAUGCUGACUCACUAUAAUUUUGUGUCGUGUCUGUCAAUUCAUAAGUAA
Styela clava is the source of this 630-nucleotide messenger RNA. NCBI's taxonomy places the organism in Eukaryota, Metazoa, Chordata, Ascidiacea, Stolidobranchia, Styelidae. The record is from RefSeq and is a predicted model, not a curated record.